AGGGCGGCAUGCGGGAAUAAGGCCCCCGACCCCCCGUCAAGGAAAUGAAGAAAAGGCGGGAGCCACACCACCUGCGCUGCCGCCGCGCCGGCCAGCUUCUCCCCGGAAUUAGCAGCAGCUUUUGUGUUCUCGCGUCGCUCGUCUUCCAGCGGCACUGCCCACUUGCCACCGAGGCCUCGCGCCGGGUACUUCAUGGCCGCGUCCUCGCCAUCCAACCCGGCGUCGCCGCAGCCGCCGCCCCUGCUGCUGCCACCGCCGGAGCCCGCGCCUCCUCCUCCGCCGCCGCCGCCGCCGAAGGGCGGGCACAGGCCGAGCACCGCCGUCGCCGACGGCGUCCGCCGCUUGCUCAGGUCCGGGGAGGCGCUCAUCCGCGCCGUGCUCCGGGGUACCUCCGCCCACCCGCGCUCUCAUCUGCAGCAGCACCUUCACCACCAGCAGCAGCCGCAGCAUCACAGCCCUGCUGAUAUCAUGAAGCGCUUGCAGCGUGAAACAUUUUCUGAUGUCAUGAAGUUCAAGGAGAAACAUGAUCAGAUAGAGCAUAUCCUUUCCUUAUAUAAAAGUGGCAAGGGGUUCGAGUUCCUACAUCUCCCUAUCCAGGUGAAAAUAGCACUUGAUGCGGUUGGGGCACUGUUUCUUGUCGAUGGUAAUGAAUUCGAACAAGCGAAAGCAACCCUCGACAGGGCAGGGAAAAGGACGGGCCUCAGCUCAAGGUUCAUCUUCGAGUCGAAGACCAGGGGCAAAGAUACCAUUGCCGCAGAGCUCUCAACCAGGCUAGGAGCAGGUGCUCAUCUUGGGGAGGAAAUCGGGAGGCCUGUAGAGCUGACUAGAUUGCAGUACAAUGCCCAGAUCAACAAAUGGCUGUCAAUGAUCCUAGUCCCAUUUGGAGCCCAAUGCAACAACUUCUUGCAUAGUUCAAGCAUGAUUCAGAAUCUGCGGACCCAAGCCUCUUUCGACGGUCCACCAUCAUUUUUAGAACAUCACAACUGUGCUGCUGGUUUGAGAAUUGAAGGAUCCAAAUAUACCACCUCCUUUGCUGAGUUAAUCUUCGGUUCAGGAGGACUAGACAGUGGGGGUGGAGGGACUAACCGCAUGACAACAUUUGGGCAAGUGUCCUACAAACCAACCAACGAUGUCAAGCUCAAUCUGUCAGGGCUUUGGCAGGUUCGUUCGUUGUCCCCCCGGUUCAACAAUCUAGGAAUCCUUGCUAUUCCAUUAGGCAGCCUGAAAGCAGAAAACCCCACCGAAGCAGAUACAGAAGAACAGGCCGAAUUGAGUGUGAGGUUCCACCGUCCUGCUGGUGCCAAUUCACACACCAUGGAAUCAACGGUGGCAGUGCAAGGUGCCUCUCCCGCAACGCACUUAGCGCAGUCGAUCGCGCUAAUGGUGGAUUGCGAACUCUAUGAAACUCUCAAGACAGAAGCCUGGUUUCAGAUGGAGAGGUCCAAACAUGGACCGGUGCGCUGGGGCUUCUCGUUGUCCGACAUCCCAGAGAACGAACUUGGCUGGGGUGUGAGGGUGGGUGGCACGGCUGAAGGGAAAAAACAUCACCUGCAGCACCUGGACCUGGAAGGGUACCUCAACUUCAACCUUGGCAAGGGCGCGAGACUGCAGCCAGGGCUUGUGUAUGCCAAAAUGGGUGAGAAGAUGGCGCCGGCACUGCUUCUGCGGUCCUCAUGGUUCAUGUGAUCUUCAUCCCACAGCAUUGUUUGUUUCUGGGAGUGAGAGCUGUCUUCUGCUGCGUCUUCUUCGUCUUGUUUUAUCACUUGUUAACUGCUGAAACAUGGUUGCAGCUAAUAACCAUUUUGACUGAUAGCCUUGAAUUAUAUUGAAAUUUAGCAAUCUUAUGCA
Messenger RNA from Panicum virgatum (switchgrass), 1848 nucleotides. RefSeq lists its product as uncharacterized. Bases 193 to 1686 code for a protein of 497 amino acids. The record is from RefSeq and is a predicted model, not a curated record. The transcript has 3 exons. NCBI's taxonomy places the organism in Eukaryota, Viridiplantae, Streptophyta, Magnoliopsida, Poales, Poaceae.